This is a messenger RNA of Drosophila navojoa, 1183 nucleotides long. RefSeq lists its product as uncharacterized. Gene Ontology annotation, molecular function: outward rectifier potassium channel activity; potassium ion leak channel activity. Gene Ontology annotation, biological process: potassium ion transmembrane transport; stabilization of membrane potential. Gene Ontology annotation, cellular component: plasma membrane. Lineage: Eukaryota; Metazoa; Arthropoda; Insecta; Diptera; Drosophilidae. The record is from RefSeq and is a predicted model, not a curated record.
UAUCGAUUGUAGGUAACCGAACGCCAGGAGCAAACACCAGCACCACAAAUGCAAGAUGAAUUCGGACCAAACAAUGCAGAUGCCAUCUGGGCCGCCGCCUGCGUCGCAGAGAGUUACAUGCGGCGACUACAGCGGGGAGAGAGACAGCUAUGGGGCAGCGGGGAGUCUGGGCUAUGGCGGCAUCCCGCCUACGUCGACCAGCAGUUACGGUUCUUUUGGCGUACUCUCCAACUUAUCCAGCGUCGGGGCCGGCACGCCGACAUUGCCGCUGCUGCUGUCCACGCCGCCUUCAACAAGCACAUUCAAGACGACGACGACAAUGAACCCGAUCCCAGCAUCGACAUCUUCAACUUCCCCUUUGAUCCAAACGCCCACCCCUUCCAAAUUAAUCCCAAUUACGAUGACGAACCCGACUACGACGCCGUCAACGCUGCUCUCGCAGCCUACGCAGCAGCCGACGCAGCAGCCAACGCCAACGACAACAAUGAUGCCCCUCUCCCUGACGACCAUGUCGCUGACGACGCCGGCCCAGCUGCAGACCCAGUUGCCGACGCAGCUGUUGCCGAUGCCAACGCUGGAGGACAUUGAAGUAGCAACACAACAGCAGCAACAGCAACAACAGCAGCAGCAGCAGCAACAGCAACAGCAACAGCAGCAGCAGCAGCCUCCGCCGCCGCCGGCAUCGCAACAGACGCAGCCAGCCGGCAUACUUAAAUACCCAACACCUUCGACCAUCGGCUAUGUGACCGAGCUGCUGCCACCGGCCACCGGGCCCAACCUGGCCAGCAGCGCCAGCAGCUCCAUUAACAGCAAUUGCGGCACACUCAAAAGCAAUGCCAAGCUGCUGCCCCUCCAGCUGGUGGCAAAUACGGCGCCGACACGCAAAGAGCCGCCAUCGACGGCGUCCGCUGGGCAGUCGCAGCAGCGCGCCCGACGCCAGGGCUGGUGCGCCUGCUUCGGCUCGGGGCCCAGCGCAUCGGAGGCCAAAGCGCCGCCCGGCUAUUCCACCAAAUCCAAGAAACGCAAACAAACGGCUCAAACGGUUUGGUCCGCUCUGCUCACCAAUUUGGGCAUCUGCAUGCUGCUGUUGGCCUACACAUUGCUCGGUAAGUCUAUGGGCCCCUGAAUUUCCCAAUCACAUCUGAGCUGAGCGAAAGACAGACUAGAAUUUUUGUUUAUCGUA